Anguilla rostrata (American eel) is the source of this 5383-nucleotide messenger RNA. RefSeq names its product RNA binding motif protein 10 (gene rbm10). Gene Ontology annotation, molecular function: RNA binding. Gene Ontology annotation, cellular component: nucleus. Gene Ontology annotation, biological process: mRNA splicing, via spliceosome. The record is from RefSeq and is a predicted model, not a curated record. The transcript is spliced from 23 exons. NCBI's taxonomy places the organism in Eukaryota, Metazoa, Chordata, Actinopteri, Anguilliformes, Anguillidae. The coding region runs from base 208 to 3273 and encodes 1021 amino acids.
GUACACUCCCUUGUCAAUUCCAGUAGCCAUUUUAUCCAGCGCUAGCAAAUGCUAGCUACCCAAGACAAACGGUAUACUCUACAAUAGUUGUAGAGGCUUCAAAGUAAAAGGAGUUUCAUGUUUAUGUUAUAGUUUUUCCUCACAACCAGUCUGCAAAGGAUCUGCAAAUGCUUGAGUAGAGGUUGGUGUGCAGCCAAGGGGGAGAGUAUGGAAUAUGAGAGGCGAGGUGGGCGGGGUGAUCGCAUGGGUCGCUACGGCAACGAUCUCGACGAACACGAUUACAGAGACAUGGACUACCGAGGAUACGGGCACGAAGAGGGAGAGCCAGGAGGCGGUUAUGAGGACAGGGGAGUGGACGAGAGACCGUACCGACGGGACGACAGAAUGGGGGGAGGGGGAGUGAGGGACUACAACUCCGGCCCCUUCCCUGACGGUCGCAUGGGGUUCAGGCAGAGAGGGGUGCGAGGCGAAGACGGCAGGCCUGGAAAGGACUUUUCCCGUGGCCCCCAUUCCCACCCGCACCCCCAGCCCCCGCACUCCAGGUUCAGACCGCAGGAGCGGGACUACGAGUUUGACAGGGAAUACUUCGACAGGGAACCCGAAGGCCGCAGGAGAGACUUCCGGCCUUUCAGAGGCAUGCAGGAGGGCAGCGUGGGUGGGGCCUACCCCGAUUCUGAAGAGGAUAACCCUGGGGAGAUGGAGGAGGAAGGUGGCUGGCACAGGAUGGAGGGUGGUGCCCACUCUGGUCAAGAUGACUUCGCUGGUGGACGGAGAGGAGAAGAAGGAAAGUACUCAAGGGGGCCAGACAAGAGACAGCCACAGGAUUUCUCCAACCUCCCACAGACGCACGGGGGCUCAGAGAGGGGAGACCGGGUGCACGGCAGUGGCCAGGAGCCCCCCAUGGAGGAUCCCUCGCCAGGGUUCCCCAUCGACCCGGAGAUCCGGGACCAGGACUACCGGGCCGACAUGGACCAGAGCCAGAGGCCCAGCAACAUCAUCAUGCUCCGCAUGCUGCCGCCCAACGCAACCGUCAAUGAGCACCCGUCUGUGGUGUCUCUUCAGAUUCGCUCCCAGCUGCAGGAGCAGGGGAUCCAGCCCAGAGAGGUACGGCUGAUGAGGAACAAGUCUUCAGGUCAGAGCCGAGGAUUCGCCUUCGUCGAGUUUAGUCACUUGCAGGAGGCCACCCGCUGGAUGGAGACCAACCAGAGGGUGCUGACCGUCCUGGGGCAGAGGGUGUCCAUGCACUACAGCGACCCCAAGCCCCGCGCGAACGAGGACUGGCUGUGCAACAAGUGUGGGGUGCAGAACUUCAAAAGGAGAGAGAAAUGCUUCAAAUGCGGAGUCCCAAAAUCAGAGGCUGAGCUGAAGUUGCCGCUGGUCCAUAAAGAGGUCCCCAUGCCCCACCUGGGCCAUCUGAAGGAGUCGGUCCAGGGUUUACUGCCACUGCCCACCAUCCAUGCCCCCACUGCCCCCGUCCUGCCCGUAGUGCCAGCACAGACUGGGGAAGUGGCCAAUGACACUCUGAUCCUGAGAAACCUGGGCCCUCACACGGCUCUGGAGUCCAUCCUGGCCGCCCUCGCCCCCUUCGCCACGCUCUCCCCCUCCAACGUGCGCCUCAUCAAGGACAAGCAGACACAGCUCAACAGGGGCUUCGCCUUCCUGCAGCUCAGCACCAUCGUGGAAGCCUCUCAGCUGCUGCAGAUUCUCCAGGCCCUGCAGCCCCCUCUCACCAUCGAUGGGAAGAUCAUCGUGGUGGAGUUCGCCAAGGGCUCCAAACGUGACGUGUUUUCAGCGACGGACGGUAGCCGGGUGAGCGCCGCCACCGUGGCCAGCACCGCCAUCGCAGCUGCGCAGUGGGCCGUCACACAGACGGCACAGAGCGCUGCUGCCGGGUCCCAGGCAGGCGAGUACGGACUGUACCAGCAGGGGGCGCCGGCUGCCCUGUACGGCCAGGACGGGCAGGAGUACCUGGGAGCAGAGGGACAGAGCUACGAAGGCCAGGGGGCGGCAGCAGGGGCUGUCCCAGCAGCCCAUGGGGCUGGACUGAUGGGGGCCUACGGAGGUCCAGCUGCCGCUGCAGCUGCGGUGUCUGCGGAGCCCGAGGUUCCCGGAGUGGAUGCUGCGCAGCUCACGCAGACGCAGGCGCCAGCCCAGAUGGUCACCACGGCAACCGCCACACAGCCUGCACAGGCGGUUGUAUACGCACAGGCUCCUGCAGCCCAGAAGACUGAGAUCAUUGGCAAACCCCAGCCUGCUACCCCCAGCCAGCCGGCCACGCCCGGCACAGCCCUGGAAUACCAGCAGUACCCUGUACCGGAUGUGUCCACAUACCAGUACGAUGAGAGUUCUGGGUAUUAUUACGACCCGCUCACAGGCCUCUACUAUGACGCCAACUCCCAGUACUACUUUAACUCCCACACUCAGCAGUACAUGUACUGGGAUGGUGAGAAGCACACCUAUGUCCCAGCACCCCCCCAAACCUCUGGCGAGUCUUCCGGUGGCUCUGCGAACGCCCCGCCCUCCAACCCUUCCGCCUCCGCUAAGGACAAAAAGGACAAGCCCAAAACCAAAACCGCUCAGCAGAUAGCGAAGGACAUGGAGAGGUGGGCGAAGAGCCUGAACAGGCAGAAGGAGAACGUGCGCUCGCUCUCCACCGCGCUCUCUUCCUCCGCGGCGUCGCCGCCAGGCCACGCCCGUCCCGCUGGCCAUGGCCGGCUCGAUGACCGGAGGGAGUCGGCCAGCGCCGAUGCUGGCUACGCCAUCCUGGAGAAGAAGGGUGCAUUGUCAGAGCGGCCACAGACUCUGAUGGACCAGCUGAAACGUGUUGACGAGAGAGGGAGGAGCAGCCCACCUCAGGGCCUGGUAGCGGCGUACAGCGGAGAAAGCGACAGCGAGGAGGAGGGCGGCGCGGAGAAGGGGAGCGAUAAGGAGGAGAAGCUCACAGACUGGUCCAAGCUGGCCUGCCUGCUGUGCAGGAGGCAGUUCCCCAGCAAGGAGGCCCUGCUGCGGCACCAGCAGCUGUCCGAGCUGCACAAGCAAAACCUGGAGCAGAGGAAGUCCCGGCAGCCGGAGCAGGAAGGAGGGGAGGGAGAGCUGAGAUACAGAGACCGGGCAGCAGAGAGGAGGGAGAAAGUCGGUGUCCCAGGGGAGCCGGAUGGCAAAAAGAGGAAGUACAGUGCAAUUGAUGGGGUGUCUGGAAACAGCCUUGGUGCUCGGAUGCUACAGGGAGGAGUGAAGAGGGGUCUUCUUGUUCGGAAUAUCCCAGUCGAGUGAAGAAAGUUCAGCACCCAUAGCAUUGCUGUCAAGUCAAGCACCAGAACUUUUUUUUCGAUUUUUACGAAAUCCCACAUUGCACAGAAUCAACACACCAUGAGUGAGAGUCAAAACCUGUGCAUUUAAUGAGGAAAUUUUCUAGGAUUUGAACUUGUUCCUCUCAGGUCCAGCUCCAGUGACCUUGAUGCAUUUAUGUUCUAGCAGACUUUUCCACUGAAGUGGUGGCUGGUGUUGACAUGGCCUUGCAAUGUCACGCGCACAAAAGCAAGUCUUGUCUGUAUCAAAAUGACCUUGAUGGAUGGGCAAUUGGCACAGGUUGGCACUACAGUACGUGCAGAUAAGGAAUCGAUCACAUUGGAGACUCUUAACUAGUUAUCUGGCUAUGCCCCUUUGGCACUGACAGGGAUCUACAGAAGUAUACAAACUGGCUUUCAGAGUGGAGGACUGAUAUGACCCUAGAUUUGGCUCUAGGUUUUUUUGUGAACGCAUAGUGUAAAAGGUAAACUUCCGUGAACUUGUAAUGGGUCACGGCUAUGAAAUUGUAGAAUACAAAGUUUGUGACUGACUGGGAAACAUUGGUAGCAAAAAGCAUUGCUAAAAAGAAAAAUCGAGAGAAGGUUCUGAAGAACGGACUGGAAUGGCAGUCAGGGUUUGGGACCUGUUUUCUAAGCAGGACAGCUGGUUACCUUCAAGAGGGACAAUUUUUCUUUUUGAAAAAUAAAAUGACCUAAUCAACAAAAAGAAAAUUUAAUAGAAGUUAACACUAACUACUGAUACAGUCUCCAUGACUGUGCUUGUGGUGAUCAUAGCUGUGCUGCCUAGCUGCAGGCAAAAUGCAUUGGGUGAAAUCCUGCGUUAGUGUCGUCAGUCUUGGCCCAUAGACCCGUACCUGCUUAAAUUUCUCAAGUGAUCACAAAAUGUAAUCACGCUUGGAAAUUCACUGCCACUACACAUAUCAUAUCCCGCGUACCCAAGAUGGUGCUGUGUGGUGUUUUGGGUUUUCCUUGUGUAAUUAUUUGGUACUGUGGCCUGGUGCUUCUCUACAGCCUAUUCUUCUGGCUAAGCUCUCAUACUUAAUUACAUUAUCAAAGUGAGAACACUUUAGUCGUCUGUUAUUUUCCGGGUUACUGGAAAUAUUACAAUGGUGCAUACAAGGCCAUUUUAAAAUUAAUUUCAGCCAGAAUGGAAAAUAAAAUGUUCUUCUUUGUAUAGAAAUUGCAGUGCCAGCCUCAAGAAUUAGUUAUAAUCUAGAGCUCCCACCAUGGUUACAGGGAGUACAAGUUACACGUUUAGUAUGGGACACCCAAGUUUCUACAAUGAUACUCGGUGUAAUCAUAAUGGCUACCAACUCACCCGAGUAUUUCUGACAUUUUCAUUUUGAGGUACACUAGGCUGGAACAUAGUCCACGAACAAACUAUAGGAAAAAAGAUGCAACAAGCUGUCUGUCUCAUAGCUUUUUAGGACACCUUAUACAGAGUAUAGGAAGUGCUUCACUCAGAAGAUUUGAACUAUGCAUUUAGCAACUAAUGGUAGUUCUUUCCCCCAGAAUGUGUAGAGUAGCCAUUUUAUAUCUUAUGUUUUACACUAGCUCUGUAUGCAGUGGGACGUGCUGACUCAAUCAACAGUAAAUUUAUUUUAUGCUGUAUUUUUUGUAUUUUCUAACAAACAAGUUUUGUUCAUUAGCAUUUUCAAAUGUGACUUUGCACAACAUGUCUUGCGGUCAAAGAAAAAUAAUCUAUGUACAGUACUGUUUUACUUGUAUGUAUAAACUGUUGUCAUUGUAACGGAUAUUUCAGUCAUAUAGGUGUUGCUUUGAGUACCAGAACUGGUAACUUUUAUCAUUUCUUUGUUGCCUGGAGUAAAUGUAUCUCCCCUUGCCUGACUCUAGGGGAGAGGGGAAGGCCUGAUUUCAUGUAAAAUUAUGAAAUGGCACUCAGUCUGUACCUUGGAAUUUAAAGCCCUGCUUUAAGUGACUUAUUUUUUUAGUGUGUCUUCAAAAUGGCAAGCAUUUUCAUGUGAUUACAUUUAUAACUCCAUUGUAAAAUAUGUGAUUUAAAGUGUUUAAAGUUUCAUACCUAUGAAAGGUGAAAUUAAAGCUUCCCAAAAGUU